Coregonus clupeaformis (lake whitefish) is the source of this 4277-nucleotide messenger RNA. RefSeq names its product ATP-dependent translocase ABCB1. The transcript is spliced from 28 exons. Gene Ontology annotation, molecular function: ATP hydrolysis activity; ATP binding; ABC-type transporter activity. NCBI's taxonomy places the organism in Eukaryota, Metazoa, Chordata, Actinopteri, Salmoniformes, Salmonidae. Gene Ontology annotation, biological process: transmembrane transport. Gene Ontology annotation, cellular component: membrane. The coding region runs from base 223 to 4068 and encodes 1281 amino acids. The record is from RefSeq and is a predicted model, not a curated record.
CUUGAGCAGGGGCGGCAUGCGGCAGUAAAUUAUGUCACCCCGUGUAAGAAGAGCUGCUGCCUCCCUUGUUUCUCUAUUGUCAGAGCGAAGCAGAGAGAGAUAGAGAGGACAGCACCGGGGCUGUGCGGGUAAGCACCGAUAGCGGACCAACUAGUGUCAAAAAUAGAAUCGAGGGAAGAGAAAGGUCCUGUGCGGGGUGGCGGGAAAGAAGCGCACCCAGACAUGGGCAAGAAGGAUGAGAUAGCCGUGGCCAAAGCCAAGAUUGAGCAAAACGGAGACAUUGGUGAGGAUAAAGAUGAAGGGAAGAAGGGGGAAAAGGAGAAAGAGCCAAAGAUGCCGAUGAUUGGCGCCAUAGCUCUGUUCAGGUUUGCUGAUGGUUGGGACAGGUUGAUGAUGGUGCUGGGGACCAUCAUGGCCAUUGUCAAUGGAACUGUCCUUCCUCUCAUGUGUAUCGUCUUUGGGGACAUGACUGACGGCUUCAUAAGAGACUCCAUACAGACACAGAAUAACUUCACCAACAUCACUUUCCCUGUUUUCAACACCACUCUGGGAGAGGAGAUGACUGGCCAUGCUAUCUACUACUCUAUAAUGGGUGCGGUGGUGUUGGUAGCAGCUUACAUGCAGGUGGCCUUCUGGACACUGGCGGCAGGCAGGCAGGUCAAGCGCCUCAGGAAGCUCUUCUUCCACUGCAUCAUGCAGCAGGAGAUCGGCUGGUUCGACGUCAACGAGACGGGAGAACUCAACACACGCCUAACAGAUGACAUCUAUAAGAUCAACGAGGGGAUAGGGGACAAGGUGGGCAUGUUGAUCCAGUCCUUCACCACCUUCAUCGCUGCCUUCAUCAUCGGCUUCAGCCAAGGAUGGAAGCUCACCCUGGUCAUCCUGGCUGUCAGCCCUGUGCUGGGCUUCUCUGCUUUUAUAUUCAGCAAGGUACUGACAUCCUUCACGUCCCUGGAGCAGGGUGCUUAUGCUAAAGCUGGAGCCGUGGCUGAGGAGGUGAUCUCUUCUGUCAGAACAGUCUUCGCCUUUGGUGGACAACAGAAGGAGAUAACCAGGUACCAGAAGAACCUGGAGGAUGCUAUGAACAUGGGGAUCCGUAAAGCCAUCUCUGCUAACAUGGCUAUGGGCUUCACCUUCCUGAUGAUCUACCUGUCCUACGCUCUGUCCUUCUGGUAUGGCAGCACACUCAUCAUAUCUGGAGAAUACACCAUUGGAACUGUCCUCACCGUGUUCUUCACAGUGCUGAUCGGGGCAUUUGCCAUGGGACAGACUUCUCCUAAUGUCCAGGCCUUCGCCAGUGCCCGGGGGGCGGCACACAAAGUCUACAACAUCAUCGACAAUAAACCCCACAUCAACAGCUACUCAGACCACGGCCACAAGCCUGAUGUCAUCAAAGGAAACAUAGAGUUUAACAACAUCCAUUUCACCUACCCCUCACGACCUGACGUCAAAGUGUUGAAUGGAAUGUCUCUAACGGUGCGUAGUGGCCAGACCAUAGCCCUGGUAGGCAGUAGCGGCUGUGGGAAAAGCACCACCGUUCAGCUGCUGCAGAGGUUCUAUGAUCCACAAGAGGGAUCAGUGUAUGUAGACGGUCAUGACGUGCGCUCCCUGAACGUGCGCUUCCUGAGAGAGAUGAUUGGCGUGGUCAGUCAGGAGCCCAUCCUGUUUGCUACCACCAUCGCUGAGAACAUUCGCUACGGUCGACCUGACGUCACUCAUCAGGAGAUAGAACAGGCUGCCCGGGAGGCCAACGCCUACGACUUCAUCAUGACACUACCUGACAAAUUUGAGACUCUGGUUGGAGACAGAGGGACCCAGAUGAGUGGAGGACAGAAACAGAGGAUCGCUAUCGCACGUGCUCUCGUACGCAACCCCAAGAUCCUCUUGUUGGAUGAGGCUACCUCAGCCCUUGACGCCGAAAGUGAGACCAUCGUACAGGCUGCUUUGGACAAGGUGAGACAGGGUCGUACUACCAUCAUUGUGGCCCAUCGUCUGUCUACUAUCCGUAAUGCUGAUGUCAUCGCCGGCUUCCAGAAGGGAGAGAUUGUAGAGCUGGGAACACACAGCCAACUGAUGGAAAAAGAAGGAGUCUACCACACACUUGUCACCAUGCAGACGUUUAAGAGUUCUGAGGAGGGCGAAGAGGAGGUGGAGGAGCAGGUUCUGGAGGAGAAGAGUGCGUCAGUGACGCCGUUCUCAGAGACCACCCUCAUCAGGAGGAAGUCUACCAAGGGAUCAUCCUUCAUCGGCUCAGAGAAAGGAGACAAGGACAAGACCGAGAAGGAGGAAGAGGAUGAGGAGGUUCCUCCUGUGUCGUUUCUGAAGGUGUUGAAGCUGAACCUUCCUGAGUGGCCCUAUAUGGUGGUUGGUGUGAUCUGUGCCACUAUCAACGGAGGCAUGCAGCCUCUCUUCGCUGUCAUCUUCUCUAAAAUCAUCGCUGUGUUUGCAGAGCAAGACCAAGAACUGGUUAGACAACGCUCCUCCUUCUACUCUAUCAUGUUCGCCGUCAUUGGAGUCGUCUCCUUCAUAACCAUGUUCCUACAGGGAUUCUGUUUUGGGAAGGCUGGUGAGAUUCUGACCAUGAAGCUGAGACUGAUGGCCUUUAAAGCUAUGAUGAGACAGGAGUUGGGCUGGUAUGACAGUCACAAGAACAGUGUUGGAGCUCUCACCACUAGACUGGCUACAGACGCAGCACAAGUACAGGGGGCUACAGGAGUGCGUUUGGCCACUCUGGCCCAGAACGUGGCUAACCUGGGCACCAGUCUGAUCAUCUCGUUUGUGUACGGCUGGCAGCUGACUCUUCUCAUCCUGUGUGUGGUACCUGUCAUGGCUGUAGCUGGAGGCAUACAGAUGAAGAUGCUCUCUGGUCACGCUGUCAAAGACAAGAAAGAGCUAGAACAGGCUGGCAAGAUUGCCACAGAAGCCAUAGAGAACAUCCGUACGGUGGCGUCUCUCACCAGAGAGCAGAAGUUUGAGUCUCUGUACCAGGAGAACCUCAUAGUGCCUUACAAGAACUCUCAGAAGAAGGCCCAUGUGUAUGGCAUCACAUUCUCCUUCUCUCAGGCUAUGAUCUACUUUGCCUAUGCAGGCUGCUUCCGCUUCGGAGCCUGGCUCAUAGAGGAAGGCAUUAUGACCUUCGAAAAUGUCUUCCUGGUGAUCUCUGCAGUGCUGUACGGAGCCAUGGCAGUAGGAGAGGCCAACUCCUUUACGCCUAACUAUGCCAAGGCCAAGAUAUCAGCAUCUCACCUUAUGUUCCUCAUCAACAGAGAACCUGCCAUAGACAACUGCUCACAGGAGGGAGAAACACCGGACCACUUUGAUGGUAACGUGCGUUUCGAGGGGGUGACGUUCAACUACCCGUCCCGUCCAGACCUUGCUGUCCUGCAGGGGCUGGAGCUGAAGGUGCAGAAGGGACAGACUCUAGCCCUGGUGGGCAGCAGUGGCUGUGGGAAGAGUACCACCAUACAAUUACUGGAGCGAUUCUACGACCCACUACAGGGCACAGUGAUGUUGGAUGACAGUGAUGCUAAGAAGCUUAACAUCCAUUGGCUGAGGGCCCAGAUGGGCAUCGUAUCCCAGGAGCCCGUGCUGUUUGACUGUAGUCUGGCAGAGAACAUUGCCUACGGAGACAACACACGCAAAGUUACCAUGGAGGAGAUCCAGAGUGCUGCUAAAGCUGCCAACAUACACAGCUUCAUAGACGACCUGCCUCAGAAGUAUGACACCCAAGCCGGUGACAAGGGGACCCAGUUGUCAGGAGGUCAGAAGCAGCGUAUAGCCAUCGCCAGAGCCAUCCUCCGCAACCCCAAAGUCCUGCUGCUGGACGAGGCCACCUCCGCACUGGACACAGAGAGCGAGAGGGUGGUGCAGGAGGCACUGGACGUGGCUCGGCAGGGCAGGACGUGUAUCGUGGUGGCCCACCGCCUGUCCACCAUCCAGAACGCUGACCUGAUCGCUGUCUUCCAGAAGGGUGUGGUGGUGGAGCAGGGCACUCAUCAACAACUACUGUCCCAGAGAGGAGUAUACUACUCACUGGUUACCACCCAGCUGGGCCAUGGCAGAAAAUGAGGGAGGAGAGGAAGAGAGGAGGAUGGAGAGAGGAAGAGAAAAGUGGAAGAGAGGAGGAUGGAGAGCGGAAGAGAGGAAGAGAGGAGUAUACAACUCACUGGUUACCACACAGCUGGGCCAUGACAGUGAGGGAGGAGAGGAUGGAGAGAGGAAGAGAGGAGUGGAAAAGGGAGGGAGAGGCUGAGGCUGCAGGGGGGUGCUGGGGCCGG